Messenger RNA from Urocitellus parryii (Arctic ground squirrel), 1653 nucleotides. RefSeq names its product thioredoxin like 4B (gene Txnl4b). Gene Ontology annotation, cellular component: spliceosomal complex; U4/U6 x U5 tri-snRNP complex; U5 snRNP. Gene Ontology annotation, biological process: mRNA splicing, via spliceosome. The record is from RefSeq and is a predicted model, not a curated record. NCBI's taxonomy places the organism in Eukaryota, Metazoa, Chordata, Mammalia, Rodentia, Sciuridae.
CUUGAGGUUGCGGGCCUGCUUGGGGCGGAAGAAGUACGCCUCCCGCGGCCUGGGUACUCAGAGAAAGGAUCCAGGUUGCUGAGGGCCCUGGAGCGGAGGUGACUGGGACGUGUCAAGUAUCGUCGUCCCUCUCAGCUGUGGGUUAAGAGCAGCCCAAACACAAGCAUCUUCAAAAAAACUUAACAUGGGGUAUUUUCGAAAGUAGAGACGUAGGCCCCAUGUAAAUAAAAAUCACCCGUCUGUUCAGAUGCAGGAUUGAUGGUGGGGAUUAAUAUUUGAAUUAUUUCAAGAUGAGCUUCCUGUUGCCCAAACUGACUAGCAAAAAAGAAGUAGACCAAGCCAUAAAAAGUACUGCAGAGAAAGUGUUGGUUCUCAGGUUUGGGAGAGAUGAGGAUCCUGUCUGUCUGCAACUAGAUGACAUUCUCUCUAAAACUUCUUCUGACUUAAGUAAAAUGGCUGCUAUAUACCUGGUAGAUGUGGACCACACUCCAGUUUAUACACAGUAUUUUGACAUAAGUUAUAUUCCAUCUACUGUAUUUUUCUUCAAUGGGCAGCAUAUGAAGGUGGACUAUGGGUCUCCAGAUCACACUAAGUUUGUGGGAAGUUUCAAAACCAAACAAGACUUCAUAGAUUUGAUUGAAGUAAUCUAUCGGGGAGCCAUGAGAGGAAAGCUUAUUGUCCAAAGUCCCAUUGAUCCCAAGAAUAUUCCCAAAUAUGACCUUCUCUAUCAAGACAUUUAGCAUAUUAACCACUGUUGGAAAUGAAGAGAAUGGCAUGCAUUGAAACAGUGCCUGAAUCCAGCUGUGCUAUUUUCUGAACUCCCUCAGAAAUGUGUUCAGUAUCCCAGAAGAGAAGAGGUGUGACUUGUGUGUAUGAUGUCUGGCCCCUGAGCAGAAGACCACCCAGCGGCGCUCCCUGGUCUGAAGGGCUGAGCAUCUUCUCUCUGCAGGCCUCUAAGCAAUCAAGGGAUCAUGUUCAUUUUCCACAGGGUAGUUUUUCUAACUGUCCUGUAGACUGCUUUUUUUUUUUUUUUCCCUCAAGAUGAUACAGAAUCCUUCUAGACAUUGCAAGUACAGUUGAUUUAUCCAUGUUAUCUGAUGCACAAGUAAAUGGAAAGUCAGUCCUGUAAGAGAAAAAGUACUUCUUCUCUACCCUGGAUACACACACAAACCCCUGCCCAUUCUUCUACUCAUAUCCCUCCUACUCCCCCAGCUCCAGGCCUUUCUACUCCAAUCUCUCUUGGAAUAGUAAUUGUCUACUAAUAGUAGGCUUUUUUUUUUUUUUUUUGGAAUCUUUUGAACUGAGACUUUCAAAAAUGCCAUCCUGAGCCAGGCCCAGUGGUGCACACCUGUAAUCCCAGCUGCUUAAGCAGCUGAGGCAGUACUGCUUGAGCCCAGGAAUUCAAGGCCAGCCUGGGCAACAAUGAGACCUCAUUUCAGAAAGCAAAAAGACAGGUAAUGGUGAAAAACUGUCUUGGUUGUUCUUGAUAAUAUAAACUAGAUUUUGUGUUAUUAAAUUGCUCAAGAAGCAAGAACUUUAACAUCAUCCAGUACCCAGUUUGAGCUAAACAAAAACUUAACUACCCUUAGAGCAAAGCUUUCCCAGAAGUCUGAGUUGCUACCUCUUCCUGAGACAGAAAAUUGCAUUCAAGGG